UCUCUCACCAACUCUUCCUAAAAAAAGAUUGAUCCAAACAAAAAUAUUGUAUAUCGCUACCUAGUAAAACAAAAUCUUUGCAUCAUCGUCUCGGUAACCAUCGGAAUCCUCUCUUUUGCGGAUUUGUUUUCAGAUUGCAGAAUCUUAGUAUCUCAUCAUCUGCAGAACCCCGGGCAGCUUCAUAUAUCUCGGUUUGUUUGGCGGAGAGUAAGAACAAGAAGAUGCAGACAUUUCCGAGCUUUUAUGAGGUGGGGAGCUGUUCUGAGUCGUAUAAUAACUUUCUUCAAGGAAUAAUGGGGUCUGCGGAGAUGAUGAAUAGCCUGGAAGAUACCUCGUGCGUGAGCCCAAGGUCGCUGGCGGAGGCGAAAGCCAUUGCCGCCAACAAGAGCCACAGCGAGGCUGAGCGCCGCCGCCGGAAGCGAAUCAACGGCCAUCUCGCCACCCUCCGCACCCUCCUCCCCAACACAAUCAAGACGGACAAGGCAUCAUUACUAGCGGAGGCGGUGAAGUGCGUACGAGAGCUGAAGAAGACAACCACCGAGCUGGCGGCGGUGCCGGAAUCCGACGCCGACGACAAUAGUUUCAGCUACGCAGCAGCAGCAGGCACCAGCGGCGGCGGCGACGUUAGGCGGCCGACGAAAUACAUGUUCCCGAGCGAGACGGACGAGCUGAAGCUGAGCUACGCGGGGGAGGCGGGCGGCGGGAACUUAAAGGCGGCGCUGUGCUGCGAGGACCGGCCGGAGAUCAUAACGGAGCUGGUGAGGGCGUUGAAGUCGGUGGAGGGGAAGGUGGUGAGGGCGGAGAUGGCGACGGUGGGAGGGCGGAUAAAGUGCGUGCUGUGGGUGCAUGUUGAGGGCUUGAAUGGCGGCAAUAAGGGUGGAGAGGAGGUGGUGGCGGCGGUGCGGAGGGCGCUGAAAGUGGUGGUGGACAGGUCAAAUGCGGUGGUUAACUCGAGCCUGCAGGAGUUGCCGGGGCACAAGCGGCCCCGUCUCUAUCAGUAUUGAUUAUUAUGUCACUUUGUUGUCGUUGUGGUUGAUUGGGACAUGGAAAACCCCAUACUAAUCCCCCAACAAACCAAUUCAAAACAUGAAUAUAUAUAUAUAUA
Ipomoea nil (Japanese morning glory) is the source of this 1105-nucleotide messenger RNA. RefSeq names its product transcription factor bHLH30-like. Gene Ontology annotation, biological process: regulation of DNA-templated transcription. NCBI's taxonomy places the organism in Eukaryota, Viridiplantae, Streptophyta, Magnoliopsida, Solanales, Convolvulaceae. Gene Ontology annotation, molecular function: DNA-binding transcription factor activity; protein dimerization activity. The record is from RefSeq and is a predicted model, not a curated record. The coding region runs from base 222 to 1004 and encodes 260 amino acids. The transcript has 3 exons.